AUGGCCUUCGACGAGCCAUCUGCUCAGCUGCACCAGGAGCUACGGUCCGCCGUCCAGCGGGCACUCUCACUGCGACGGCCGGUACUGCGUGAGUAUGGCGCCACGAGCUUGUAGUGGUUGGACGCGUUGGAGCGUGAUUGCUAAUGCUCUCCAAGAUCACUUGAAUGCGGAUUCGUCCUGGCUGCUCCAGAUCCCUCGUCCCGAGACCGCCAUCAAGCGAGGCGCGCGAUUCUACUACAACAUCCUCCUCGAUCCGUGGCUGUCGGGCCCGCAGACUGAUCUGGCAAACUGGUUCUCGCAGCAAGUACAUGCCACUCCGAGCGCCGUCCAAUCCAUCGCAGAGCUUGAAGAGCUGGUCCGAGAAGUCGAGAUACUCGCGUCGGGACUACGAUCAAGCAAGAGCAGAAUCUCAAAUGCCGACGUCGAGGCAUCGAUUAGCGAAGAGGAGACUUUGAUCGAUGCAGUGGCAAUUAGCCAUGAAUUCUCAGAUCACUGUCACAGGGACACAUUGUUGCAGCUUCAUCCGGAUGUCUCCAUUUUCGCGAUCAAGGAAGCUGCCAAGUCAAUAAAAAGCUGGGACCAUUUUCGGACCGUGGUGGUCAUCAACAACUUCGGUGUGGAUGGCGACACAGAUUGGCGCUCGACGUCUCUACCCCCGUUACCAGAAUGGAUCGGAAUCAGCCGCUUGCUGCAAACGGACGGUGUGCUCAAUUUUCACAGUGCUCUGUUGAUCACGUUCAACAACCGACAUGGAAAUGCUAUGUCGAAGCUAAAGGCAAUGAAUCGGCACACUGCCAAUGCCGUGAGGGAAAGACAUCACAGUACAAUCGAAGCAAACGAGGAUGAUGAGACCGCGGAAGCGGUCAUUUACACACCACAUGGCAUAUUUAGCGGCGAUUUGGACCUCGUGCCAAAGGCGCAGCCUCCGAUCUCUACGCUGGCCUUCCUUCAUGGCCUGCAUAAUGUGCGCAUCGGUACUGCGAGAGGUAGAACAGCAUUGCAAACGAAUCUUGGAGCGCACAAUGGCCUCAAAGCGCAGAGGAUACUGAAUGCGUCUUACUGGAUUGGUACGCAUGAUGAGGUGAAGAAAGGGGUCGGGAUCAUCGCCAGAUUCUUGCAGCGCGACGAAAUCACCUUGAAAGAUGCACUUGAGCAUGAACGCCGAUCACAACAGGAUGGCGGAACUCGUAAGGCGAAUGGUGAUUGGAGCGCAAUGCUGGACUCGUUCGAAGAUACCAAUUGGAUCGAUUUGCGGAAUGGAGAGAGCAGGAUACUGAUGUGA
Messenger RNA from Lecanosticta acicola, 1282 nucleotides. Lineage: Eukaryota; Fungi; Ascomycota; Dothideomycetes; Mycosphaerellales; Mycosphaerellaceae. The record is from the annotation of a GenBank genome assembly.